AUGGUAGAAAAGGAAACCUCGAUGUUGAAAUAUCUGGACAAACUUGAAUUUGACAGCGCCCCAUCAAUAUCUUUAAAACAGUUUCACUUUACAGGUACCAAAGAUUUAAUGGAAUCUGUAGAGGACGUAAAAACUGAACUACGGAACGCAAUAUGUUUACCGGAAACAUCGCUGGUCUCAGAAGUGAUUGUUCGCACUCGAGGUCUUCCGUGGCAGGCAACCGAUCGUGAUAUAGCACAAUUUUUCAUCGGAUUGAAUAUUGCCCCGUGA
This is a messenger RNA of Loa loa (African eye worm), 270 nucleotides long. RefSeq lists its product as hypothetical. Lineage: Eukaryota; Metazoa; Nematoda; Chromadorea; Rhabditida; Onchocercidae. The coding region runs from base 1 to 270 and encodes 89 amino acids. The record is from RefSeq and is a predicted model, not a curated record. The transcript is spliced from 2 exons.